AUCAGAGCCAAUGUAAUAUUCCUUAUUGUGAACUUGGUAUACCGUGAUGAACAACCAUUCGAGGCAGAUUACAACGACCGUAAACUCACUCGAAAUGCGGUUGGAAUUUUUCAUCUUGCACAAGAUAUUUUAUGAUGAGUCAUGGUUGACUAAAAAGAAUCUGUCUCCGUUAGAAAGAAGCAAAACUGAAAGUUGAAACAUCGUUCUACAAUAUGGAUGAACUCGGACUGGGUAGUUUUCUUGAUUCUGAAACAGGGUUACUAAACCCAGUAGAAAAUGUUGCUGAGAAUGUGGAGGCAACAACUUCUGUAAAACAGCCGCUUCAACCAGCACAAACGGUUGCCUUGCAGGGUAUUCUACCUUCUUCAAAUGUACAAAUUCAGCAACCAAAUCAGAUAAUACAAACAUUGCAAGCUAGCCAGCUUCUUGUGAAUGCAGCUCAGACUAGUCAGAGUCAGGUCAGCACACAGUCUGUUCCAUUUGUAUCAAAUCAUGAUUAUGCCGUUGCUGCUGAACAGUCGUCUACACCAAGUACUGCAUCGAGCUCUGUGCAACAGCAACCGCAACUACAGACAAUCCGUUUAAUUUCAGCCCAACCAAACCAGCAGCUUAUACAAGGGACGCAGGUCUCGAGUCCUGUGAAAUCGACCAAUCAGAUUAGACUAAUAACAACUCAAGCAGGCUCAUCCCAGGUGGUGCAAGCAGGCUCACAGAAACAGGUUAUAGGACGAAUAAUACAAAAUCCUACUCUGCAGAUAUCUCCAGUCCGCAAUGCCAGCCAACAGUCCAAUUUAGCUCAAACAUUCCGAAUAACCCCACAAAAUAUUCGUAUCGUACAUCCCAGUUCUGUGACGCAGACUUCCACCGCUCAAGGAGUUGUUACAACUCAAACACAACAGGCUGUUAGAAUUGUUGGACAGCCAGUUGUUCAGGGACAACAGAAACAACAAAUAUUGAACAUUGGUGGUCAAAGAGUGGUUGCCACUUCUAUACAAGCCCUGGCUAAUAGUUCAGGUGUUCGGGUGCUUCAACUUCAGCCAAACUCUUUAGUAACUACUCAAGCUGGUGGCCAAAAGAAAGUUCUCCAGUUGGUUCAAGGAACAGGCCAAAAAAACAACCAGGUUUUCCAGCUAGCUCAGAGUACUGGUCAAAAAGCUGGACAAGUUAUACAUAUACAAGGUGCUGGCCAAAAGACUGGUCAACUUGUUCAGGUAGCUGGUAGUGGUCAAAAGACAGGACAGAUUAUCCAGUUAGCCCAAGGCCAAAAGCAAGGCCAGGUACUUCAGCUUAUUCCAAACUCUGCUGGUGUUUUGCAAUUGCACUUAAAGACUGCUAGUUCUACGAGCGAGUCCACAGUUGGACAAGUUCAACCAGUGGUAAUGACUAGUGCAGGCAGCCUCCAAAGAUCUACUACUUCAAAUACUAUAAUUGUUUCGAACUCGAGCCUUAGCAAGGCAAAUUCUGGCAUUAUUCAAACUAUUGCUACGCAGAGUUCCACCAAACCUGUUGUCAUCAGCUCUCAGCCAACUGUCGCCAGUGCCUUGCAAGGAGGAACAAUUCGUCCUCAAAUACGGAUGCACAAUGUCAACCAACCUGCAGCGGUGUCUGUUGGGAGCAUUGUUAGCACAUCCACCCCAUUGACAUCCACACCACCUACAUCCACCAUAUUGACAUCCGCCACACUUACAUCCACCCCAUUGACAUCCGCCUCAUUGAUGUCCACUACACUGACAUCCACCCCGUUGACAUCCACCUCAUUGACAUCCACACCAGUAAUUUCGAGCUCGGCCCCAAUUAAAGUUGUGAAUACUACCUUGCGGGCAAAAACCACAACUUCAGCAUCUAAUGCGGGUAAAAUAGUCAUAACAGUAACGCAAGGAAAAGAAGUUGCCAAUGAAAUAAGAAAAAUUAGUGAAGAAAUUCAAAAGAUUCAAAAGAUACCAAGAGAGCAGCGCGAUGUAAGCAAGAUCAAGGAACUCCAGCAGAGGUUAAGAACACUGUUGGUCUCUCAGAAAAUCAAGCUUCCACCUCACCUGUUGGCAGGAAAGAAAACAGCUACAACGGCAUCAAGUAGCGGCACAUCAAAUUCAUCCAUCAUGGUGGUUAAAGGAGAGGGACAAGGUAGAUUUGCUCAACUUAAAACCUUGGCUCCAAAAGAGGAAGAGCCCAACAAACAAUCGGCGCAAGACAAAGCGAAUCGCAUUGUAGCGGAAGCUAUAGCACGGGCCAAGAUGGCUGGACAUCACGAUAUACCUAAAGUUAUGGACAACAUUGAACUUCCUGCUGUCUCUGAGUCACAAUCUAAAAAAUCUAAAAAGUCGAAGGAGAAGAAACAAAAGACGCCUAAAGAAAAGAAGCCAAAGGAGCCAAAACCGCCAAAACAACCAAAAGAGAAGAAGGAAGUAUUGCCUAAGAAAAAGUCAUUGGCACAGAAAACAGCAGCUUUGAAGAAGUUAAAGGCUGGUAAGAAAAGAAAACGAAAUGAAUCUGAAGAUAUGUCUGAUUUGGAUGAAACACCACCGAUGUCUCCACCUCCUGAGGAAUCAUUAAUUCAAAAACGAAGAUCUGGUCGAAACACGAAUCGUAAGAAGUACACGGAUGACUACGACUUCAAGAUUACUGAUGAUGAGGACAGUAGCAGCGACGAUGACGACGGCAAGCCGAACCAAAAGGAGGAUGCAGUAAUUGUACAGAAAGCAACUCCUACACUGGUGGAACCUGACGUUGAGGCUGAUGUUGAGGUGGACGUGGUUGGAGAAGUGGAAACGGCAAACCUUGUCACAACUACUACUGGUACUGCUACUACUGCUGCCUCUACAACAACUAAAUUUUUUCAGGACAAUCCUGAUGAAGCUGAAGCGAACAUCGUUGACAAGAUACUUGGAGUACGCCUAGUGAAAGGACAGGCGGACACGGAGGGAGAAGAACCAGAGGAUUACGAAGAAUUUUUUGUCAAAUUCCGAAAUUAUUCUUAUUUGCACUGCGAAUGGGCAACAGAAGAAAAACUAACCCCGGGGGAUCCACGUAUACAGCAGAAGAUCCGACGCUACAAGCAGAAGAGGGCCAUGACCUUCUCAUUCUUCCAAGAUAUGGAUGAAGAACUUUUCAAUCCUGACUACGUUCAGGUGGACAGGGUUCUGGAGAAGUCCAUCACAAAAGAUCCUGUAACUGGAGAAGUAUUGGUGUACUAUCUGGUGAAGUGGUGCAGUCUUCCAUAUGAGGACAGCACUUGGGAGCUAGACGAAGAUGUCGAUGGCACUAAGGUGAAAUGGUUUGAAAAAUUUGUAGAACCACCAACAGUCGCUGAUCGAAAGCGUGUUUCAAGGCCAACAUCGAGUGCUUGGGUAAAACUUGAUGAAACUCCUACGUACAAAGGAAAUAAUGUUCUAAGAGACUAUCAAUUGGAGGGUCUCAACUGGCUCAAGUUUUGCUGGUAUAAUAAACAAAAUUGUAUUCUUGCUGAUGAGAUGGGUCUCGGUAAAACCAUUCAAUCAAUCUCUUUCCUGAUUGAGAUCAUGAACACAGGAAUAAAGGGGCCAUUCCUUGUUAUCGUCCCAUUGUCCACAAUCGGGAACUGGCAGAGGGAGUUUGACACUUGGAGUGAGGUUAACACAGUUAUCUACCACGGGAGCUCUUACAGCAGACAUAUGAUUGCUGAAUAUGAAAUGUUUUAUAAGGAUGAACAGGGUAUCCGGAUCCCAGAGGUGUACAAGUUCCAAGCUCUUGUCACUACAUAUGAAAUCGUGCUGGCUGAUUGUGAGCAGCUGAGCGAGAUUGAAUGGCGAGCCGUUAUCAUCGACGAGGCUCACAGGCUUAAGAACAGGAACUGCAAGCUCCUUGAAGGCUUAAAAAUUUUAGAUAUGGAACACCGUGUGUUGCUGACCGGUACACCCCUACAGAACAACAUUGAGGAGCUAUUUAGCUUACUGCAGUUCCUUGAACCAGGCCGGUUUCAUUCGCUCACUGAUUUCAUGGAAGACUUUGGCGAUCUUAAAACAGAGAGACAGGUUGAGAAGCUGCAACAGUUGCUGAGGCCAAUGAUGUUGCGAAGACUGAAGGAAGAUGUAGAGAAGAACCUUGCACCAAAGGAAGAAACUAUCAUUGAGGUGGAGCUCACCAACAUUCAGAAGAAGUACUACCGUGCGAUUCUCGAGAAGAACUUCAAUUUUCUCUGCAAAGGAAGCAGCAGUACUGCGAAUGUACCGAACCUCAUGAACACCAUGAUGGAACUAAGGAAGUGCUGUAAUCACCCAUUUCUCAUUAAAGGUGCUGAGCAGCAGAUCAUGGCAAACUUCCAUCCAGCCGACAGCCCUCAGCGUCACCUCCUUGCCAUGAUACAGUCGGCCGGUAAGCUCGUUCUCAUUGACAAGCUCCUGCCUAAACUCAAGGAGGGUGGACACAAAGUACUUAUCUUCUCUCAGAUGGUCAGAUGUCUGGACAUUCUGGAAGAUUACUUAAUGCAGAAAAGGUAUCCCUUUGAAAGAAUAGACGGACGUGUUCGAGGAAAUCUACGACAGUCGGCCAUUGAUAGAUUCUCAAAACCAGAUUCUGAUAGGUUUGUGUUCUUGCUAUGUACUCGUGCUGGAGGUCUUGGCAUCAAUUUAACAGCAGCUGAUACCGUGAUUAUAUUUGAUUCUGAUUGGAAUCCACAGAAUGAUUUGCAGGCCCAGGCAAGAUGUCAUCGCAUAGGACAGAAGAAGUCGGUCAAGGUGUACAGACUGAUCACUCGCAAUUCCUACGAACGUGAAAUGUUUGAUAAGGCCAGCAUGAAGCUAGGCUUGGAUAAAGCCGUGUUGCAGUCCAUGCGUGGCACGGGUGCAGAUAAGGACAAAGACACAGUUGGCACCAGUCAACAACCAUUCUCCAAACAAGAAAUUGAAGAACUUUUGCGCAAGGGUGCUUAUGGCGCCCUCAUGGAGGAUAAUGAUGCAGGCAGCAAAUUCUGCGAGGAAGACAUCGACAUGAUCUUGCAGAGAAGAACCAAAGUCAUACAGCUUGAGAUGGGUAUUAAAGGGUCUUCGUUUGCUAAGGCGAGUUUUUCGUCUUCCGCUGAUCGUUCGGACAUCAAUCUGGACGAUCCAGACUUCUGGAUGAAGUGGGCUAAGAGAGCUGAUCUUGACACGAAUGAACUCCAGACAAGGGAUCAAAGGGCAAAGAUCAUUGAUACCCCACGACAGCGCAAACAGACAAGACGUUUUGGCGAGAAUGAGGACAUGGUGGAGUUCACGUCCAGCGAGAGCGAGAACGAAGACCAAGUGCAGCCCACAAAAGCGACUAGAACAAGACGACAACAUCAACCGUCAAUUGCACAGACCGGCUGGACACGACUGGAAUGUUUCCGGGUGGAGAAGGGUCUGUUGACGUUUGGCUGGGGUCGUUGGGAUGACCUUCUUACUAAUACACGCUUCAAGCGAAGGCUUCAACGGAAGGAUGUGGAAGCCAUAUCAAGAACAAUGUUGGUUUAUUGUUUGAAGCAUUAUAAAGGGGAUGAGAACAUCAAAAGCUUUAUCUGGGAUCUCAUCACACCGCUAGUAGAUGGUGUUGUCAAAGAUUACAGAAAUCACAAAGGUCUGUCUGCACCAGUUCCACGAGGCCGCAAGGGAAAGAAACGAAAGGAAGAACAAAUCAACAAAGUGAACUAUGAUAGGGACUUCAAGGGUAAAGAUCCUGAGGAACUGUUAACCGACCAGGGAUAUAAAAACCACUUGAAAAGACAUUGCAAUAAAGUGUUGCUUCGAGUCCGAUUGCUCUACUAUCUGAAGCAAGAAGUAAUAGGGGACUUGAAUGACAAGAUAGCUGACAACACACCAGCUCAUGAACUACCAAUUCCAAUACCAGUACCAGAAGGAGAUCGUCCAGCUAUGUGGUGGGAUGAGGAAUGUGACCGGUCGUUGUUAGUAGGCGUCUACAAGCACGGCUAUGAAAAGUACUUCCAGAUGCGAAACGAUUCUGGUUUGUGCUUCUUAGACAGGUGUGGACCACCUGAUCAAGCGGCCCUAGCUAAAGAAGCCAACGAUGAUAUGGUAGAUGGAGCAUUAGAUGUUGAAGGUGAAGAUGGUAUGUGUGCCCAAUCUGGAAUGAAGGGUGACAAUGAAUAUGAUGAAUCAAUGUCACCUGCAAGUACACGAGCUUGCUCACCUAUUCCGAAACACUUCAAAGCAGAUUUAUCCACAGAAUCACUUGAACCAGGUAAAUAUCCAUUCCCAUCGGCACCUGAUUUGAAUACCAGGUUACGUCGUCUUGUCACAGCCUAUCAAAGAAAUUACAAAAAGAUGGAAUUGAAGAGAGCAAAACGAGAACGACGAGAACAAGUUAAGAAAGAACGUGUUCAAGAGGCCAUGAAACAGAAGAUGAUUCGUAAACAAGAGAGUGCUCAAAAAUGGUCACGAAGAGAAGAGGCAGACUUUUAUCGAAUUCUUGCUGCCUUUGGUGUUGAGUACGACCAGUCUACUGGCACUUUUGACUGGAAUACCUUCAAGAAACUUGCCAAGUUGGAAAGGAAGAAGAACGAAAGGAUGGUGGAAUAUUAUCAUCACUUCCGAGCCAUGUGCCUCAGAGUGUGCAAUCGACUUCAAGAGAUACCAAAAGAGCUCUAUAAUGGACCAAGUCCAGACUUUGUUAUAGAACAAAUCUCUGAAGAGCGGGCUAAUAAAUGUUUACACCGAAUUGACCUCCUUCUGAAGGUACGCAAUGAAGUUCUACACCAUCCGAAACUGGAGGAACGACUGAAGUUUUGUAAACGUAGUAUGGAGUUGCCAGAAUGGUGGGAGCUAGGCAAACAUGACCAUGAUCUUAUAGUGGGUGUAGCCAGAUAUGGAGUGAAUAGGAUGGAAUCACAACAGCAAAUGAUGAGCGACCCUGAUUUAUCCUUCUUUGAACUCAAAGAUAAGUACCCACAAUCCUCGGUGUUCACAGGGGUUCCAAACUCAGUGAACUCUGGUUCCAAUUCAAUGACAGAUAUACCUCAGUCUAGUGAAGACAUGCCUCUAGAGAGCACCCACAAUGCAAUGCUGGCACAAAGAAUUGAAAAUAGGAACGAUAGAACUGUGAAAUCAGAAACUAAGUUAAAGGCAGAGGAUGGCCAGCCAAUGACCUCUGACCCACAUUUGAAAGAUUCGAGCAAUAGUGCAAUUGAAACAGAGGAGAAUGAAAGCAAGAUUAUGAACGGUGAUGAAACAAACCAAGAGGGUGGCCAAUGGAACCCACAUCUUAUCUAUGCAAUUCGUUGGCCUAAAGAUCGAGUUAUCGUUCAUCGUCUGGAACAAUUGUGUCACUUGGUGCUAAAGGGAAUGUGGCCAGGCCGAAGGCAUCGAGUCAAUCCGGAUGUAGCGUUUGGUCAAGACAUGGCGUCAGUGUUGGCAGCAGCAGCCAAUGCUAAGAUCAAUACAGAGGGCAAGACGUUAGAAGAGAUUGCCCAGCUGUUACACAAAAAGAGAAGAAGGAAAAGAAAAUUGGAAAUGCAAGCAGCUGAAAAAGCAAAAUUAGCAGCCAUUUUACAAGCAGCAGAAGGUGGAGAUAUGGCGCUUGAUUUAUCUCAGGGACUCAGCGCUGCAAAGUACUUGCUCAAGGGUACUGAAAUGCUCACAGAUGAAGUAGGAGCCGAAGGCCACAAGAAGAAGAAACGACACAAAGACAAACAUAAGAGAAAAUCAGAGGAUACGGGUGAAGAAAAGCAUCAUCAUAAGAGGAAGAAGAAAAAACAUAAACACAAUGAAGAUGUGUUCUUAUCCCCAAGUAAACUUGGAGAUGAUGACCCCGUAGCAGUAGUGAAUCCAACAUCAGGCGAAUUCCUGAGUGGUUCCAUAGCACCUUUGAAAAAGGACCUGGAAGCAUUCCUGGAGCAACAUCCGGAUUAUCAGGUGUUCUACCCACCUGUGGAGCAUGAUUCAUAUGAUGCAGUUACUGAACAAGUCCUUAAUGAAAAGCAUGAAAAGAAGUCAGAAAAGAAGAAGAGCAAACGACUACGCAAUCCAGACAAAUUAGUCCUCUCAAAGUUGACAGGCGAGGAGAGAAUUGGCAUAAUUCACCGACCAACCAAUCAAGUGAUGGCGGGCAAAUACUGCCCCACAUUGCACACGCUCACAGAAUGGUUGAAUAGGAACCCAGAAUUUGAUGUCAGGCAUGAAUGGGAAGAAUUGGUCAAAACAGUUGGUCUUCCAGAAGAGUUGUAUGACAGAAUCCAGGCCAAACCCCUUCCAAAAGAUGAGGCAAUCUCGGAACCAAAACUGGAGUCAAACUUGGGUGACAUUGGCUCAACUGCAUCAGAACUUUCUAGUCAUAAACUCUCAUUGCAAGUUGGCUCCUCUGGGCUAGGAGGUCUGUCGUUUACCGGAGAUCUUUCUAAUCUUGGCGAACUAGGCUUCAACCAAGUCCUGGAUCUUCAGUCAUCAUCAAUAACAGAUCAAGUGGAUGAUGAGGGUAACAUGCUUGACAUCCAAGGCAUUGAAACUGAAAUUGCUAAUGAUGGCAACAGCGAGCUAAUUAAUAGUGACCUUGAUGUCCCGACAUCCUCGUUGGACUCUGGAGUCUCACCAUACAUGUUGCCAACAACAUCUGUUGGAAUGUUCUACUCUCCAUUUCUUCCUGGUCAAGGAUUACAGCAGCUGGAACAGGACUCGACAGUUGCCAGUCUUGAAUCGACGGGCAAUGGAUCAGCAGCCAGCACUGAAAGAACAGAAAGUGACGAAGAUGAAGAUGCUGAGAAUGAUGAUGAGGAAGAUGAAGAGGAUGAAGAAGAUGCAGAUGAUGAUGAAGAUGACAUAGAUGAAGAAGCAGAUGAUGAUGAUGAUGAAGUAGAUGAUGGUCCAGAUUCAGAGAUUGAUGAUUAUGAAGAAAGGAUUGAAGAUGAUGAUGAUGAGGAAGAUAUGCAAAUGUACUCAGCUGCAGUAGAUGAGGAGGAAGAGGAUGAUGACGAUGUCAACGAUAUGGAAGACUUUGAAGAUAUGGAGGAAGAAGAUGAUGAUGCAGCAGAUGAGACUGGUGUUGAAGAAGAAGAUAUUGAUGAUUUUGGAGACUUUGAAGAAGAGGUUGAGGAAGAUGAAGAUGGUAAUGACAGCCCCGACUCUGAACAAGACAUGCAGUUUUGAAAAGGCAUAAAGCACAACUUAAGUAUGGAGUCAAAACCCAGUCAUAAGGUCUUUUAUGGUACAGUUGCAGCUGCGGUUGAAUUGACACCUGUCCAUGCAUGUGAUUUUCACCUUUCAUUUUUGAAGUAGUAGAAUUGAGUGAAGUGAAUGUGCAUCUGAAAUAAUGGUGCUAUUUGAUAGCAGUAGUUGAGAAGGCAGAUUUGCAAAAACAAGAUUUGAUGCUCUCUGACUGCGAACAGACAGAGAAGCAGUAACACUUUGUCAGUGUUAUGAUACUGGCAAAACAGUGCAAUAUUGCUUAGAAUAAUUAAAUAUUAAACAUGGGCUGUCAAUUUAUAUUUAAACUAAAAAAAAAAAAGAAGCUUGACUAUUCUCCUUAUGUGGGUGCGAAUGUGUGUGUGGCUUUUUUCCCUAUAAUUUUUAAUAUUAAUUUUUUUAACGGAAUAACUUUUGAACUAGAUCAUGGCUGACUGAAUUUAUUUAGAAGCAAAACAAUGUUAUGUUACCAUGGUUGCCAAUAAUGCACUCAGUGUUAAUUAUUUAUAAAGAAUAUUAAUUGAAAUAGCUAAUUAAACAUCUGAAAAUUAAAACAAACUAGCUUCUAAUUAUAUAAUUUACCUAAAAGGUAAAAUAGAGAUAAGUAGUUCAUAUAUCUGUGUAUUACUUUUUUUUUUCCCCACUCAUAACCAGUCACAUUGCAUUCUAAAAUAAUGAGUACAAAAUUCAUGAAGGCUACAUGCUCUAGAUAAACUAAUAAAUAUACACUAUAAUUCUUAAGACACCUUUGAUAGUAAUGGAACAAUCCAAUCUUGAAUUGGCAUUAUGAUGUAAUCAUUCCUGAUGAUGUAAUCAUCCUCAUUCUCUUUUCACACAAGGCAGUUAAUAAAAUUCUCAUACUUUCAUUAGCUUUUGGGAGGGUCAUAUUAGUAUCCAUGUACUAAAAUACACAGACAGAUUCAGGUGGGGGUGGGCCACACCCUCCAUCUUUAAAAAUUUCCUCCCCCUCUAUUUUGAAUUCCUGGAUCUACCACUGAUAUUGUUCAUCAGUAGUGGGACUAAAGAUAAUUUUGAGCAGCAGUAAUUGCUUGUUCAUUUAUGAUGCAUUUAAUAAGCAGUCUUAUAAGUCACCUGUGUAUGUGAUAUUCAGUUGCUUUAUAAUAAUGUUUUUUUAUUGAGUAGUAGUUAGUUACUAGGUAUAUUUAUAGCAGUUGUCAAUCUCUGUAAAAUGGUUUGUAACUGUUUGCUGGUGCAUGAUACAUGUUUAUUUUAUUUCAUCCCAGUGUUGUAAAAAUCUUCAUCUGUAAAAAAAGAUACCUUGUACAAAAAUAUAUCCAUUUGAUAAAAGAAAAACUUUUUCAAGGCAAGGGCCUUGUUAGUAGUAAUACGUAUUGUCAUCGCACAGAAACCGACACUCAUAUUUGCCAGGUUAAAUAUCACUGAUAAAAUGCAUAGCCUGUGUUAUUGUGUUUAGCCAGUCAUCCACAAAAAUAUUGGAAAGUUUAUUAAGCUUAGGGAAGAAGUUUGAAGGUACAGCCAUACAGUAAUAAUAAGGCACAAUGACUGACUAGACAGCAUUGUCAAUUUCUGUUGUAUCAUUUAAUUUAUUGGGACUGGAAGUCAGUCGUGCAUUAAUUUCAGGAAGGUUAAAAAUGUUAGCCUGUGUAUUUUCUUGCCUGUAACCUUGUGGUUUCCUUAACCAAGAAAUAUUGUGUUGCAGGUGACCAGCCUUAUCCAUGUGUUUAUUGACUGGAAUGCAUAACAGUUAAAACACUUCACCAUGCAUUGAGUGAUAUUGAAUAAAAAAAAGUACUGUAUAACUUAAUUUCAUUAUGUUGGUUUAAUGUACUGACUGUCCAAAUACUAUACUUCAAUUGAAUACAAACCAAGUGAUAUUGAAUAAAAAAAAUUAUAACUUAA
Messenger RNA from Anneissia japonica, 11003 nucleotides. RefSeq names its product chromodomain-helicase-DNA-binding protein 8-like. Lineage: Eukaryota; Metazoa; Echinodermata; Crinoidea; Comatulida; Comatulidae. The coding region runs from base 213 to 9086 and encodes 2957 amino acids. The record is from RefSeq and is a predicted model, not a curated record. Gene Ontology annotation, molecular function: ATP binding; protein binding; ATP-dependent chromatin remodeler activity. The transcript has 39 exons.